AUAAAAGGAAAGUUGCAGGAGCUGGGGGCUUAUGUUGAUGAAGAGCUCCCUGAUUAUAUUAUGGUUAUGGUGGCCAAUAAGAAGAGUCAGGAGCAGAUGACAGAAGACCUUUCUCUUUUCCUUGGAAACAAUACCGUUAGGUUUACUGUCUGGCUCCAUGGUGUUUUGGAUAAGCUGCGAUCUGUCACUACUGAACCAACUAGUGUAAAAACUUCAGAGUCUAAUAUCUUUGAGAGCAGCCUUCCUUCCAGCAAAAGCAGCUCAUGUGUGAGUGAUGAGAGGAGGCGUGAGGAUACCUUGCCACCUCUUGCGGUUUCCAGCACUCGGACUGAAAGAAAUGACUCAAGAGUUUCCACCAGCUCGCAGGAGCAGAGGAGCACUGCUUCACGGCAGUCUUGUGAAGAUGGUUCUGCAUCGCGGCUGACAUCCACAGUCAAGCCUUUGAGGGAAUUGUCACCUUCUGAAGCUGUAAUCGACAUUAAACCUGAACCAGAUGAUCUGAUCGAUGAAGACUUAAACUUUGUGCAGGAGAACCCUUUGUCACGGAAGAAAGCUGUUGUAACUGUAACUUAUGGUUCUUCCCGGCCUUCCGCCGAAAUCUACCGGCCGCCGGCCAGCAGGAGUGCAGAUGGCAGCACACAUGCGCACAGAUUGUCACAGCAGGGCAGCGCGCAGGGGAGCCGGCAGUUAGACACCCAGAGCUGCAGGCCUUUGGAAACAGGCCAGCUGUGCAAUCCAGAAGCGUUUGGCAGCUUAGCAGAGAGUUACAGACCCACCUCCAAACUUAGUGCUGAUAAAGUAGGCAGUGAGGAAGAAAGCUCCAGGAAGAGGCGGUUGCCUGUUGUAAGCUCAGUAGUCAAAGUGAAGAAGUUCUGUAAUGAUGGGGAAGACGAGGAGGAGGAGGAAGACUAUGGGUCACGAACAGGAAGCAUCUCCAGCAGCGUGUCUGUACCCGCAAAGCCGGAAAGAAGGCCUUCAUUGCCACCUUCAAAACAGGCCAAUAAGAAUUUAAUAUUGAAAGCAAUCUCUGAAGCACAGGAAUCGGUUACAAAAACAACCAAUUAUUCCGCUGUUCCACAGAAACAGACUGUGCCAGUUGCACCAAGAACUCGAAUUAGCCCAGAAGGAUCUCAGUUAGAAGUCAUCCACGUGCAAAACAGACUGCCCGCUCCGAGUUCGCAGCUUCAAGUAGAGGAGCCAAAGGAGCAGACAGUUGAAGGAAUUCAAGGAGCUGAACAAAAGGAACUCUCUUCUCGGCUCCAGAUUGAUCCUGUGAUUGAAGAUAACCUGCAAGUGACUCAAGAUUACUACGAUGCAGAAUCUUUGGUCCAUACGGAUACUAGGUCCUUUAUCCUGAAGAAGCCCAAGUUGUCUGAGGAAAUAAUGCUGCAGAAUCACCAACUGGGGAAGAGGGCCACCGAGGCAAUACGAGUGCUCUCAGGACGCCUCAUACAGGCACGAGACCAGCUUGCACAGCCAGAGAAACCUGCGAGUCCCAAGUUCAUCGUGACGCUGGACGGCGUGCCCAGCCCGCCAGGAUACCUGUCUGAUCAAGAGGAGGAAGACAUGUGUGUAACUGAAGGACUGAAGCCAGUUACCCAAAAUAUGUGCGCCAGCAAAGGAUUAAAAGGCCUUCGAGCACAGCAGAUGCAAAUUGUAACCAGGCAGCUGGAGAGCUGUGAUGUGGAUUUGGAGCAGUUAAACGUGCUGCAAAAACAGGAGAAGGUGCUUGAGCGCUGCAAGUACUGGCCUGCCUGUAAAAACGGAGAUGAAUGUGUGUACCAUCACCCCACACUGCCUUGCAAAGUUUUUCCUAACUGCAAAUUCGCUGAUAAAUGCCUGUUCAUCCAUCCGAACUGUAAAUACGAUGCGAAGUGCACGAAGCCGGACUGUCCCUACACUCACGCCAGUCGGCGAAUCCCCCAUCCACCUCCUAAGCCAGCACCACUGCCCACGCCAUCUAUACCCUCCAGUAGUCCACUGUGCAAGUUUUUUCCUGCUUGUAAGAAAAUGGAAUGUCCAUUUUACCACCCAAAACAUUGCAGAUUUAAUACCCAGUGUACACGACCCGACUGCACCUUCUACCAUCCAACGAUUGCCGUACCUCCGCGCCACGCCUUGAAAUGGACUCGGACUCAAACCAGGUGAGGUGAUACUUUGUGUGUGAUGAACAGUGAAGGUUGUAUCAAGAAAUAGACCCCUUAUAGGCACUCUUUUAAAGAGAACUCUGGCCUGCUUGUUUUCAGUAGCAUAAACAUUAACUAA
Messenger RNA from Mesitornis unicolor (brown roatelo), 2265 nucleotides. RefSeq names its product zinc finger CCCH-type containing 14 (gene ZC3H14). Gene Ontology annotation, biological process: regulation of mRNA stability. Gene Ontology annotation, molecular function: poly(A) binding; metal ion binding. The record is from RefSeq and is a predicted model, not a curated record. Gene Ontology annotation, cellular component: nucleus; cytoplasm. Lineage: Eukaryota; Metazoa; Chordata; Aves; Mesitornithiformes; Mesitornithidae.